Fraxinus pennsylvanica is the source of this 381-nucleotide messenger RNA. The record is from the annotation of a GenBank genome assembly. NCBI's taxonomy places the organism in Eukaryota, Viridiplantae, Streptophyta, Magnoliopsida, Lamiales, Oleaceae.
AUGAAUCGAGGUGAGGUUCAAUACUCUGCAUAUACUUCUGCAGUGGCGGUGUUGACUGGCGGUGGUGAUUGGUUGAUUGCAGUGGUGGUUGUGUAUGCAGUGGCGAUGGUUGCAGAACAACUUGGUUUCACAUCAUGCAUACAAUCAUGUUUGGAGUACUUGGAAGCAGUCCCAUGGGUAGGGGAAGAAGAAGAAGAGAAAGUGGUUUCUUCAGUGUUGCGUCUCCAAGAUGAUGGCAUUGGAGUCACACCCGUAUUGAAACGUGUCUCUUCUGAUAUUUCAAAGCCACCUAUGGACACUCUCUCUCAUGUAUUGGAGCUAGUUCUCAAGAGCAAAGAGGAGAGAGGGCGGCGUGAAAAGAAGCCGAAGAAUUUGCAGUAA